AACCGUUUGACACAACAGAAGUUAAACCAUGGAGAAAUUGUUAAUUUCUCGUGUUCGCAAACUAAACCUGCCGGCCGGGCAAGAUGUCUGGGGAUGAAGAGGGAUUUCCUGAGGCGACUUUGGUGACAGAGGCCGGACCAAACUGGCUCCGAGCAGAAAUCGAACGUCUUUCUCGGGAGCUGAGUGAGACUACCCGGGAAAAGAUUCAGGCAGCGGAGUACGGUUUAGUGGUUUUGGAAGAAAAACAGCAACUCAAACAACGCUAUGAUGAGCUGGAGAACGAGUACGAGACAGUACGUCAAGAGCUCGACCAACUCAAAGAGGCCUAUGGACAGGUUCAUUCUACCCACAGGAAGGUGGCUGCAGACGGAGAGAGUCGAGAGGAGUCUCUUAUCUUGGAGUCGGCGUCCAAGGAGGCUUUCUACGAACAGAGGCUUCAGGAGCUGCAGGCUGAUCUGAGACAGGCUAGGAACACCCUCAGCAGCACCCAGUCUGAGAACGAACGCCUGGCAACUCUUGCCCUGGAGCUCAGAGAGAACAAUGAGAUGGUUGAGCUGCAGCGUGGUCGUCUACGCGAUGACAUCAGAGAGUAUAAGAUCCGGGAAUCUCGUCUACUCCAGGAUUACAGCGAGCUGGAGGAAGAAAACAUCUCUUUGCAGAAACAAGUAUCCCUGCUCAAGCAGGGGCAGGUGGAGUUUGAAGGGUUGAAGCACGAGAUUCGUCGACUGGAGGAGGAAGUACAGUACCUCAACAGUCAGUUAGAGGAGGCUGUUCAGCUGAAAGAGAUUGCUGAGCGACAGUUGACCGAGGCGUUGGAGACAGUCAAGACUGAGCGCGAGCAGAAGGCCGCUCUCCGAAAAGAACUGACACAUCACAUGACCCUGGGUGACUCUCUUCUUGCCACCUCUCUAGAAAGCAUAAAAGUGAGCACGGAUGAGCCAAACAACGACGAAGCCAUCCGCGCCUUUGAAAAUGGUUUUGCUAAGAUUGCCGACGGUGACGAGGACAACAAAGCCUCCACGCCCAAAAAGGCUGACAGCUUCCGUCCAGCUCCCAGCUUGGUUGAUGAUUUGUUGAGUGAGCUCAAUCUCUCAGAGAUCCAGAAACUAAAGCAGCAGCUGCUACAGGUUGAGCGAGAGAAGGUUGCCCUUCUGUCCACUCUGCAGGAGUCUCAGAAGCAACUGGAGCACGCCCGGGGGGCUUUGGCCGAGCAACAGGAGGCGGUAGCCCGACUCAAUGAGGAUCUCGGAGCCAUCAGAAGACUCCAGGCUGGCAAAGAGCGCCAGUCAGCCUUGGACAGCGAGAGGGAGCGGGAUAGCCGCGAGGACACCGACGUGGACUACUACGAAUUGGACAUCAACGGACCGGAGAUCCUGCGUUGCAAAUACGAGGUCGCGGUGGCCGAGGCAGGAGAGCUGAAGGAAGAGCUGAAAGGGCUGAAGACGGAAUACGAGGAGGUGCGGACGGAGCACGAGGAGGUACGGGGCCGUCUGGAGAGUCAGGUGCGACAGCUGAGCGCGCAGCUGGCCGAGCUGGAGAGCAGCAGCCGUUCAGACCGGGAACAGCUGGUCCGGCUGGAGAAAGAACUGCGUGAGAUGAGUGUGGUGGCUGGAGAGUCACAAGGCACCUUGAGUGUGGCUCAGGAUGAGCUUGUAGCCUUCAGCGAGGAGCUAGCCAACCUCUACCACCACGUUUGUAUGUGCAACAACGAGACACCCAAUCGUGUCAUGCUCGACUUCUACAAAGAGGGGAAAAGCAGUGGCACCGAGGACAAGCAGCUUCCUAGCGGACAAGCGGCUGAAACAGGCAAGGCCGAGGCUGGAGACAGCACCACGGCUCCUGCCAGACAGGACCCUCGACCUGAGCCCAUGGAUAUUUAUAACCUCGUGGCGAUUAUCCGAGACCAGAUCAGACAUCUCCAGCAGGCGGUAGACCGUACCACAGAGCUGUCGCGGCAGAGAGUGGCUUCUCUGGAGCUGGCAGCUGUGGCAGAUAAGGACCAGGAGGCCUGCAUGGAGGAAAUCCUUAAACUCAAGUCCCUGCUGAGCACUAAGAGAGAACAGAUUGCCACUCUUAGAACUGUGCUCAAGGCCAACAAACAGACGGCCGAGGUUGCUCUGGCUAAUCUGAAGAGUAAGUAUGAGAAUGAAAAGGCCAUGGUGACAGAGACCAUGAUGAAACUGAGGAAUGAGCUGAAGGCCCUGAAAGAGGAUGCUGCCACCUUUUCUUCGCUUCGUGCCAUGUUUGCCACCAGGUGCGAUGAGUACGUGACUCAGCUUGAUGACAUGCAGAGGCAGCUGGCAGCAGCAGAAGACGAGAAGAAGACGCUGAACUCUUUGCUGCGUAUGGCCAUUCAGCAGAAGCUCGCUCUGACCCAGCGCUUGGAGGACCUCGAGUUCGACCACGAGCAGGCCCGCCGUGGCGGGGCGGCGGCAAGCAGCCGAAGCCGAGCUCUCUUCAGCAAGGGAAAGGGGCCGUCCUCUUCGUCGAGUCCACACGUAAGUCCGAGGCUACCGUGCAGGACCCGGCCUCCUCCCAGAGACAUCAUGGGAAGCCCGGUGGUCUUCUGCAGCGAGAAGUAUAAGAUCCUCUGCGACCUGUGAGCUGCAUCGCACUAACUGUCACCCAUCCGCUUUUGCCAUGCUAACUCCUGUCCUGUCUGAUAGGGUUUUAAUGGGUCCGUGUGAAGGUUUGUGCUAACCACUGUGAUGUCAUGCACACUGUGUCGCAUGCUACUGCUGGCGUUUGUGAGGACUGUCAUGCAUGAGGCGUUUUUGAAUGCAUGUGAAAGGGAGUUCUGUAAGACUGGGUCAUGCUUGAACCUUACAUUUGUUUUUGUUUUUUUACACCCCUGUCUCUACAUUUUCUUUCCUCUUGUCUGGCUGCCAGCACAGAACAGGUUGGAUGUGUUCAGUUCCAGCCGCUCUUAGGUAGACAAAAUGUGUGUCAGAGGGGAUGUAAGCCUGUGUAAUCUGCAGACAGAUGCCCUUUUCAGAACAUGCUAGGCAGCCUA
Messenger RNA from Chanos chanos (milkfish), 3013 nucleotides. RefSeq names its product bicaudal D homolog 2 (Drosophila) (gene bicd2b). The record is from RefSeq and is a predicted model, not a curated record. Gene Ontology annotation, biological process: protein localization to organelle; microtubule anchoring at microtubule organizing center; regulation of microtubule cytoskeleton organization. Bases 84 to 2603 code for a protein of 839 amino acids. Lineage: Eukaryota; Metazoa; Chordata; Actinopteri; Gonorynchiformes; Chanidae. Gene Ontology annotation, molecular function: dynein complex binding; dynactin binding; cytoskeletal adaptor activity. The transcript has 8 exons. Gene Ontology annotation, cellular component: cytosol; Golgi apparatus.